AUGGUGGAAUUAAAUAUCAAAGCGGAGACAAUAUUAGCUCAGAGAUUUCAAAUUGGCACAUUGAUUGGAAAAGGGUCGUUUGGAAAAGUUUAUUUUGCUAUUGACUUGCAAUCAAACAAAGAAGUUGCUGUAAAAAUUGAAACAAAAAAAUCUAAACACAGCCAACUCUCAAACGAAUCGACAAUUCUUCAGGAACUUCAAGGUAUUGUUGGAAUUCCGAGAUAUGUAUUUUCUUCUGAUCAAGGCGAAUAUAAUAUAUUAGUGAUGGAACUAUUAGGAGAAAGCAUAAGAUCUAAAUUUUCGAAGUGUAAUAAAAUUUUCUCUCUUAAAACAACAUUGCUGAUAUCAGAACAGAUGUUGGAUCGAAUAAAAAGUUUGCAUGAUCAUGGCUAUAUACAUAGAGAUAUCAAACCUCAACAAUUUGUUACUCCAUAUUGUGAUAAAGAAAAUUUAAUCUAUUUAAUUGACUAUGGCCUCUCAAAAAAAUAUAUCAAUAAGCUUGGCUUUCAUAUUCCGUACACUGAAAACUGUCCAUUUGCAGGUACUUAUUAUUACGCAUCCAUUAAUUGUCAUACUGGGAUCCAGCAAGGCAGACGAGAUGAUUUGGAGUCUAUGCUCUAUUCAAUAGCCUUUUUACUCCGUGGAGAUUUGCCAUGAAUCCCAAACUCAAAGCAAAAAUUUUCAGCUGCUAGAAUUCAUGUCAUCAAACUUAAAACUUCGCCGCUGAAGCUUAUGAAGGAUGCACCAUAUGAUUUCUCUGAAUUGCUUUGCUACGUUAAAUCACUUCAAUAUGACACAAGACCUGACUAUGACUAUAUUAAAGGGAUUUUAAGUGAGCUCAAAAGGAAAGUAAAUGUCAAUGAUAAUAUUUUUGAUUGAAAUAUACUAAUUGAAGUAAAUAACAAUAGGAGGUUAUAUAAGCAGAAUAAAAAAAAGAAACAAAGCAAAGAAAGAGAUGAAAGCGUGGCAAUAUCGAAGACAAGUAUUUCGUUUUACGAGCAAGUAGUCUUAGAAUCUUCUGAAGACUCUAAAACUAUUGAGCAGUCUAAGUUUCCUGAAUUUCAUAACAGGAAUAUUCUCCCCCAAAAGCCGAUUCAAGGAAUAAUUGAAUCUAUAACUUUACCAUUAACUUUACAGUACUCAGAUAAAAAUGAACAAAGUGUGGAUGAAAGCCAUUAUGAAAGAAGACCAAGAACGCAUAGCUUUGAUAUAAAUAUGCUUGAAUCACGAAUUCAACAAAAAUCAAAUUGCAUCAUAUUUUAA
Molecule: messenger RNA, 1263 nt
Organism: Blepharisma stoltei
Lineage: Eukaryota; Ciliophora; Heterotrichea; Heterotrichida; Blepharismidae
Source: the annotation of a GenBank genome assembly